Spinacia oleracea (spinach) is the source of this 1128-nucleotide messenger RNA. RefSeq lists its product as uncharacterized. The record is from RefSeq and is a predicted model, not a curated record. The coding region runs from base 1 to 1128 and encodes 375 amino acids. Gene Ontology annotation, molecular function: RNA-DNA hybrid ribonuclease activity; nucleic acid binding. The transcript has 2 exons. NCBI's taxonomy places the organism in Eukaryota, Viridiplantae, Streptophyta, Magnoliopsida, Caryophyllales, Amaranthaceae.
AUGAAAAAUGCAACCGUGGCUUCUAACUGCUUCUGGGAUGGCCUUCAGUGGAAAUGGACACUCAGUUGGGCUAGACCACUUCGUGUUAGAGACAAUCAAGAUUUACACAACCUGUUGCAACUCCUCAGUGGGGUUAGCUUAUCCCCAGGAGACCUUGACACUUUCAUAUGGGCACCAAGCAAAAAGGGGUGCUUCUCAGUUAAAUCAUUCAGCUUUGAACUCGCUAAAAGUGAGCCAAACUUCCCUCACAAGAAUUUCACGGGGAUCUGGAAGGGCCUAGUGCCAUAUCGGGUUGAAAUCUUCGUUUGGCUCACCCUCCAAGGAAAGCUCAACACCAAGGACAAACUUUGCCACCUUGGUAUUAUAGGCCCAACAACAUCUGCGUGCAGUUUAUGCAACUCAACCCUUGAAUCAUGUCAGCACCUGUUUUUGCACUGCUCAAUAGCUCGAGACAUAUGGUGUUGGUGGCUUAAUAUAUGGCACCUACACUGGUGCAUGCCCCCCUCCGUUCAGGAAGCUUAUAACCAAUGGGCUCACCCAAAAUGCGGGGCAUUCUUUAAGAAGGGAUGGGGGGAUGAGUUUCCAUACAGCUUGACUGAUAUAAUCAGAGAACCGAAGUGCCUCAACUGGGAACCCCAACGAUCAGGAUUACACACUCAACUUAUAGCAGCGCCAAAGCAAUUAUGGCUCCCUCCUCCCCCCUACUCAUUCAAAUGGAAUGUGGACGCCUCCUUGAAACCUAAUGAAUCCAAAUCAGCAAUUGGUGGUGUUUUGAGGAAUCACCAUGGAGAGUUUAAGUGCCUCUUCUCAAGCCCAAUACCAUUCAUGGAGACCAAUCAUGCGGAAACGUUUGCCAUUUAUAGAGCCGUUAAAAUAUCAUUGGGCCUUGAGAUGGUGAAGCACAGAAAACUCAUAGUAGAAUCUGAUUCGGCGAACGCGGUACUUUGGUGCAAUGGUAGGAGCAAGGGGCCAUGGAACCUUAACUUCAUCAUCAAUUUCAUACGUUGCUCAAUGAAGAAUGGGAAUGGGGUAGAGAUAGUCUAUAAAAGUAGAGAGUCAAAUAUGGUGGCUGAUUCAAUGGCUAAACGAGGCCUCACAAGGAGUGAUGAAUUCAUAGCAUGGAUGUAA